Messenger RNA from Aspergillus wentii DTO 134E9, 3567 nucleotides. Its product is annotated as putative RNA binding protein Jsn1. Bases 1 to 3567 code for a protein of 1188 amino acids. The record is from RefSeq and is a predicted model, not a curated record. NCBI's taxonomy places the organism in Eukaryota, Fungi, Ascomycota, Eurotiomycetes, Eurotiales, Aspergillaceae. The transcript is spliced from 2 exons. Gene Ontology annotation, molecular function: RNA binding.
AUGUUACCGGUUUCACGAUCUGAUGGUCAUAUGAACCUCAACUACAUCCCGACCACUCAACCAAUGUCCGGAACGUCAACAGGCCGCAGCUCUCCGAGCGACUUAUCUGCCUCGGGUGCUGGUAAAUCGCCUUUCGGUCCCCCCAAUGGACUGAGCAACGCUGCAGGAUCUAUUGGAAGUGCACGGUUAGGGGCUGGAUCCCCUUCUCACGAACUGGGGGCUCGUUUGUAUUCGAAACGGGCACGAGAAAUUCAAGCACAGGAAGGUGUGUCUCCAAGUAUCUGGGGCCCUCCUACCAGUGGCCAUUCAACCCCGUUGCGUGAAAACAUACCCGAGUCUCCAAGCCAAGAUGGCUUUCCGGAUCUGAUGCCUCCCCCCAGUAACACAAUCAAUAGUCCUGGUCGCAGAGCCAGAGCUGGCACCGUUCCCUCUCGGUUUUCGCCUGUCGGUACGCUCAACGACGUAAAUGUUCAGCAGCCUUUUAUGUCUCAAUCUUCCCGCCCCACGCCAUCCACAAGCCCUUUCCGUCCUCCGGGUGUGUCCGGAAUUGAUACUGGUGCUAAACCUGCGACCGCAGCUGGCAGCGGUAGUACGGGUAAUAUGUCGCGCCUUCGGGCGGGCUCAAUGCCACAGCGAACCAACUACCUAGGAAGCUCGAGCCCCUUCGGUCCUUCCCUAUUCUCGACUGCCUGGUCAACUGGACGGGAUCGAGCAUCGACCCUUACUAGUAUUCGGUCUUCCGAAGGUCCUGCCUCCCCAAGCCAAUCUUCAUUCUCAAGAGAUGGACUUGCGGACACGGACGUGAAGACCUUGGACUAUUUGGGUUUGGCCGAAACCCCUCAGCAAGCACGAGCCACUCUUGUGCGACCAUCUGUCGAUGUUCUCCUUCAACAGCAGCAGCAACAGCAGCAACAGCAACAGCAAGCUUCUGCGCUUCCCCCGCUGUUGGCUGAACUGGCAAUGAUGAAGAACAACAACAGAUUCCGGUCGUACUCUGUCAAUGCCAAGGAAAAGUAUGCGGAUGAUGAGGAUCUGGAAUACGAGAACCGCUACUCCCAGGUUCCUUCAGGCGCAGCUACACCUUCAGCGGCUGCAACGGCAGCUCAACUCGCUGCCACCCAGGCCCAGAUCCAUCAACACAAUCUCGCUGUGCAAGCCUUUGCUAACCACGCAUCCGUCAGCCGGCCUCGAGCUAGGACUGCUGGUAUUCUGGAGGCACCUCCUCAGCGAUCUUCGAUUCGCAAUUACCUCGCCACCCCUUCACGGCUCGACAACAGCUUCAGUGCAGCUGAUCUUCACAUUGCGGAAAAUGGAGAAUAUGAUGAGCUCUCUGAAGCCGUGCAAAUGAUGCACCUUGGUGGAGCUGCCGCUCCAAAUAUGGGUAUCCGGUCAACUGGUGAGAUAGCCGAUGAAAACAACCAAGACGGCCCAACUCGAGCAUUGUGGAUUGGUAGCAUCCCUGUGUCUACGACUGUCACUUCUCUCGAGGCCAUCUUUGGCAUGUAUGGCAAAAUUGAAUCGACCCGUGUGUUGACCCACAAGAAUUGCGGAUUUGUCAACUUUGAGCGCAUUGAGAGUGCCGUGCAGGCUAAAUCCUUGCUCAACGGCAAGGAAAUUUUCCCCGGUGCAGGACCUGUGCGAAUUGGCUAUGCCAAGGUUCCAGGAACAUCUGCAUCUGGAACACCCGGAGCCAAUGGAAUCCAGUCCUCGCCAACUCCUGACCCGAACUUCAAGUCCAACGCUGCUGGUGAUGGCUCUGACAGGAGCGACGCCCUCGGUGUGAAUGUUCCGCAAAUACCAGCUCUCCCUGACCUUCAACCGGAAAUGGCACAGAUUGUUAAGGAAUUUGGUGCCACCGAUGAUGAGUCUGUCAACAUCACUGCGAGCAUCCAGCGGGCAAUCAACUUCCAGGCAUUUGAAGAUGAAAUCCCCUCGGUUCCUGAACCUAGCCAGACCAGAAUGUUUGACGCGCCGCGCCUUCGUGACAUCCGAAAGAGGAUUGACAAUGGAGCUUGCUCGAUUCAAGAAAUCGAGGAGACAGCCGGUGCCAUGCUCCCGGAAAUUGCGGAGCUGGCUUCGGACUACUUGGGUAACACCGUUGUUCAGAAACUCUUCGAAUACUGCUCUGAACAAACAAAGGAGCAGAUGCUCAUCCCAAUUGCACCCCACCUUGGCGAAAUUGGUGUUCACAAGAACGGAACUUGGGCUGCUCAGAAGAUUAUCGAUGUCACCAAGACGCCAUCCCAAAUGAACAUCAUUGCCGAUGCUUUGCGACCUUACACCGUCCCUCUGUUCUUGGACCAAUACGGAAACUACGUCUUGCAAUGUUGCCUGCGUUUUGGCAGUCCUUACAACGACUUUAUUUUCGAAACUAUGCUUAGCCGCAUGUGGGAGGUCGCUCAGGGACGCUUUGGUGCCCGGGCCAUGCGUGCCUGUCUCGAAAGCCACCACGCUUCGAAAGACCAGCAACGCAUGCUUGCAUCUGCCAUUGCUCUCCACAGUGUGCAGCUCGCAACGAAUGCCAACGGUGCUCUCCUUCUGACCUGGUUCUUGGACACUUGCACCUUCCCUCGACGUCGAACUGUACUGGCCCCAAGGCUAGUCCCUCAUCUGGUGCACCUUUGCACUCACAAGGUUGCUUAUUUGACUGUCCUCAAGGUCAUCAACCAGCGGAACGAGCCCGAGGCCCGCGAAAUUGUACUGAAGGCUCUGUUUUUCAGCCCCGGUGACGAAGUCUUGGAGAAAAUCUUGAGUGACCAGACCUCAGGAGCUACAUUGAUUUUCAAGGUCCUGACCACUCCUUUCUUUGACGAGUCCAUGCGUGCCGAGGUUGUGAAGAAUGUUUCGAAGGUCCUUACCAAGCUCAAGGCUACUCCAAGCCAAGGGUACAAGCGCUUGAUGGAUGAGGUUGGUCUUUCUUCUCGCGGCGGUGCACGAGACCAUCACCAUGGACGGGAACACAACACGUCCAACUCUGAGAAACAGCAGCAUCGCCCCACAUCGAGGCAAACAAACCCGAACUACCCGUCACAGCCUGCUUUGGAGAGACAAUAUAGUGGACAGUUUGCUCCCAACAUGCUGGACAGCACAAGGCCUAUUCCCGCUGAGCAACCACCAGCUGCCUCGCCCUUUGAUCCUUAUGCAGUCAAUGGACUCGGCCCAGCAGGUGCGAUGAAUCCAUUGAACGGCCUCGGUGGAGCCAACGGUGCACCAUUCAACCAGGAUCCCAUGAGCCAGCAGCAGCUUCAAUACCAGGCCUAUUUGGCCGCGCAGUCCCGGGGUGUCUCGCCUGCUGGUCUUUAUCCGCCCCUGGGUAACUCCAACUUUGGAUACCCGGGUGGAUCGCCUUCUGUGGAUAACCUUCGCCAACACGCUCCUCUUUCCACAGCUCCUAGUCAGAUGAGUCCUGGCUCUAUGCUCAACCAGCAAGCUUUUGCGCCCCAGCAAUACAGCCCUGUCCUGAACACGGCUCAGAUGUAUCAGUAUCCUCCUCAGUUCUAUUCUCAGACGCAGCCUGUACCAGGGCAGCCUGCUGGAGGACGGCGUGGACGUGUGAGUCAUUCCUAG